This is a messenger RNA of Cicer arietinum (chickpea), 805 nucleotides long. NCBI's taxonomy places the organism in Eukaryota, Viridiplantae, Streptophyta, Magnoliopsida, Fabales, Fabaceae. The record is from RefSeq and is a predicted model, not a curated record.
ACUUAUAUGUUGUAUUCUUGUUGCAGUUACUCUAUUGAUACUGACAAGAUAAUGUUAGCAAAACAAACCGGUCUAUCUCGUAACCAGGUGUCUAAUUGGUUUAUAAAUGCAAGAGUGAGACUAUGGAAACCAAUGGUAGAAGAGAUACACAUGCUUGAAUCACAACAAACUCAAAAGGAACCACAAAGAGAUGAGAAUCCAUCUACCUCAACAGACAAAUUUCAGUUACGUUCAAAUAACAACAUUGCAGAGAAUCCAUGUAACUCCACAGACAAAUUUCAUAAUGUCGCAUAUAAACGGACUAGAAACGAACUUUCAAAUAUGUCGGUGUUGAAUCAACAAGUUGGUAGUAAUGGAGUGAGCAAGGGGAGUAACGUUGCAACGAGCAAUAAUGGUGUCUCUCUGACACUCAGUCUUCAUAAGAAUCAUGGUAUUGGGUUAUCGGAGCCGUUUAACAUGAGUGUCGCCCAACGUUUUGGCCUUGCACUUCAACCUGAUAGCUACGUCACGAGUACUUUUCAAUCACAAAAUAGACAAUUUGGUAGAGACCAUAUUGGAGGGCAACUUUUGCAUGACUUUGUAGGGUGAAGUUAUAGAUAUGCUUGGACUUAAUUCAAUUAGGGUGAUACACUAUUUUCUAUGAUUGGUUUCAUCAAUCACUAGAAAUUAGGAAAAGAAGAGUUAUUGAAAUAUUGACAUGCAAAAGUCUUAUUGAAGAGACCUAGUUUGGGAUUAAGUGGUCUUGUACAUUCAUUUUUAUUUUAGUAGGGGGGGAAAAUAUUGUUAUAGUCAAAUUGAUCCAUUU